UUUAUUAAAGCCAAAGAGAUUGUAAACGACGUUAAUAAAGCCGUUCUAAACGACCUCAACUCCUUCCCAAAUGUAAAACAACCUCUUUCUCUGAAACCUCUCCACCCUAUAUGUUCAAUGUGCUGCCGUAUUUUGAAGCUCAAAACAGCAAGCAGAGAAUGGUUGAGUUCGCUUUGCGGAUAAUGUGACCGAUGGUUGUUUGAAUUCUGUUGGAGAAUUAGUUUGCGGUUUGGUGGAUCAUGGGGGCUGCUUGUUGCGUUGCUGCUACAGACAAAGCUAUAGUAAAUGGAUCGGGUAGUGAGGUUAUACGUAGGAAUAUAAGGUAUUCACCAAGGUGUAGUUCACGUUGGAAUAACCAAGGGCAUGUAGUAGGUGAAGACACUUCUAUAAGUUGGUUUUCCGAUACAAUUAGUCGGAAUGAUGGAUCAGAGAUCAAAUCCGAGUCUGCAUGCACAUUGGAGGAUCGAAGUCCAUCGGAGAGUUUUCAAUCUUGUACAUUGCAAAAGUUCCCAACUUCAGAAGGAGCUGCUGGGCAACUGAGGACUCCUGCUUCAGACCAAUCCGUUUCAAGAAGUCUCUCUAUUGAUGUGAACUUAGAGCAGGUGAAUGAGCUGGUAGAAUCCCCUGCAGUCUCAUACCUGUCGCCCUUUGAGUUAUCACUUCCGUUGCCUUCAGCUUCCUUGUCAGUAACAUCCCCUUCGUCAUCCCGUAGUCAUGCGCAUCCUACCAGUUCAACUAAUAGAUGCUCGGUUGGUGGGGAAAGGCUAGUGAUGCCAUCAUGGAGCAAUGAAUCAACUAGGGGAUCCUGGGGUGGUUCUUCUAAUGGUUUAUCUACGCACACCUAUUCUGCAGUCAUGGCUACAUCUCAGAGUGGAAGGUGGUCUUUUGAUGAUGACAAGUGGGGUUUUCUUCAUGAGAAUAUAAGCAAAUCCAGUGGCCGACUUUCAGCAUCCUCCUCUAUUGAUCUGCAAGUAUGUGGCGUUUGCUCAAAGUCAUUAUCAGAAAAAUCUCUGUGGAGCAGUCAGAAGAUUAUUAUGAGCAAUGAGCUUUCUGUCGUUGCUGUACUAACUUGUGGGCAUGUUUACCAUGCUGAAUGUUUGGAAAAUACAACCCCUGAAAUAGACAAAUAUAACCCUUCUUGCCCGAUAUGUACAUUGGGGGAGAAGAAGCAUAAAUCAUUUAAAGCAGAAACAGAUUUUAAGGCUAAAAUCAACAAAAGAUCAAGGAGCCGGGUUGUUGAUAGUGAUAUGGAUAGUGAUCCUUUAGUAUUUAACCAUCUGAAAAGUAGUGGAAAUGAAAAGAGGGCCUCCAGUUCAAGCAUGAAAAAUUCCAUCGGCAGACCUUUCCUACGGAAACACUUUUCGUUUGGACCAAAGGGCAUUAAGUCCCUUUCAGAGAAUCAUUCAACCGGGAAAAAGGGAAUUUUCCACCCCAAAUCUAGCAAGACGUGAACUCAUCUCCUGUUAGAAGAUUCUGGUUUUGUUCUCUUCUACCUGUCCGAUAGGGAUUGCUCAGAGUAUGCUGUGUGUUGUUGAUGUCAUUUUUCAAGUAUCGACACGAUUGUUUUGUAAGACUCCCACUAUAAAGAACACAAAAUUUAUAGGUGAAAGAAUAGCUUAACAUGAAGUCAAAAGAAUCUCUAUAUAUAGCACAACCUAAGUGAACAGUGUUGAUAUUCUGAUUUGUACAGAUUGAUCCGUGUCUUGCUCGGAUUCUAACACGAAUUGGUUCCUAUCUUUGUGUUGAGGCCUUAGGGCUAUUCCUAUUAGUUUGCUUUUUCAGUCAGUUUUGGUAUAUUUCAAUUUGAAUUUAUUUAA
Messenger RNA from Gossypium raimondii (Peruvian cotton), 1817 nucleotides. RefSeq lists its product as uncharacterized. NCBI's taxonomy places the organism in Eukaryota, Viridiplantae, Streptophyta, Magnoliopsida, Malvales, Malvaceae. The record is from RefSeq and is a predicted model, not a curated record. The transcript has 5 exons. The coding region runs from base 240 to 1451 and encodes 403 amino acids.